Molecule: messenger RNA, 1241 nt
Organism: Pararge aegeria (speckled wood butterfly)
Lineage: Eukaryota; Metazoa; Arthropoda; Insecta; Lepidoptera; Nymphalidae
Exons: 5
Coding region: 95-766 (223 amino acids)
Source: RefSeq, a predicted model, not a curated record
UGGGUGUCUAUGCCCCUCGCUGUUGUUUCCUCCUCCUACAGUUAAUCCGCUCAAAAAGUUUGAAGUGUAGUUCGUUUGCUGAAAGUUUGUGGUAAUGUAUGGGCUAGUAUACAACACCGGAGGUUCCAAGACACUACGGUAUUUCCGAGUGCGGUACUCCCAUAAUAAAAGUUUAAGUAAAAUGAUUAAAAGACUCAUGGGUGUCUACGCAAGACGAUUUAUCAUCUCACUGAGAUCCAACAUGUGCUAUAACGGGAAAUGUAUGCAUUGCAUCGACGUCGAGACGGGGUCUCUGAUUUUUGCGAUUAUAAGCGUUGUGCUAACUGGUCUGGGGAUCCUGGUCACGAUUGGUGCACUGGUAUAUGUGAACGUCAUGAUAGCGGCCGCGUCACACGCGGAGGCUGACCCCGACUCCAUAAGGAUGGCGAUCGCGGCAUCCUUCACGGCUAACGUCACGCUUGGCGUCUUGCUGUGCCUCAUUGUCGUGCCAUUCGCCUUCACCAUCGUGCUGAUUAAAGGACUCGUGCAGAAAAAAGCAGCCUACGUGAAGAUAUAUUUCAUCUACGCUGUUAUCUGCAAGUCGCUGGCCCUGGUUGGAGCAGUAGUCGGUAUGGCAUCCGGCAGAUACUCCCCACUGCACGCAAUCACUGUUCUUGCUGUCAUCGCGAUCUACGUGCUGAUCUUGAGGAUGAUCUAUUUAACCUACAAGAAACUGGAAGUGGACGCCCAGUUCGAUAGAACCAAGCUUGUCGAGCAGAAAUACUAAGUGUACCCUUUCCAAGAGGUUAUCUGUCGAGCGAGCGCCAAAAGUUUUUGAGUUUCGAAUCAAUCGUAGGAUUAAUUCCCAACAAAGCAUCCGUACUCAGUGUCUUGACUGAAGUUAGGUGGCCUUAGUACAUGAUUUUCUUGCUCACAAUCAAGGAGUCGUUUUUGCAUAAUAAACUCUAUACCGUGAAAGAAAUAUGGGUCUUAAUUGAAUCAUUUUAAAAUCCUGCACUUCUAAUUUCAUUUUCGUUAUGGCAAAAGCUAAAAAUUGUAAAUUUUCGACUUUAAUUUUAUUUGAAUAAGAUCCAUUUUACUACGAUGCCUAAUUAAAUUGAUACUCGAAAACGACUUCUCGAUUGCAAGCGAACAAUUCAUGUGCUAUAGUUACCUUUGCUCAGCCAUAGUUUCUCUGAGAUUACUCCUGUAAGUUUCACUUAAGUUAGUCAAUUACGGAAGUCACUUACGACUUAUUUACU